AUGCAGGGAGGUGCACCCAACAACGGAAAUCCGUACGCCGGAUACCAGCGCGGCUACCCGCCGCAGGAUGGUAUGCAAGGAUACCCGCAGCAGGCGGGCCGCGGCGGUGGCGCCGGUUACUAUGCGCCGCAGGUCCAGCAGCCGCCGCAGCCGCAGCCGAUGGCCUCCCAGCCGAUGGCCUCCCAGCCGAUGGCCUCCCAGCAGAUGGCCUCCCAGCAGAUGGCCUCCCAGCAGAUGACCUCCCAGCCGCCCCAGCAGGUGGCUGCGCAGCAGUACAGAGGUUACAGCCAGGCUUACAACCAGUCAUACGCUGCACGCGGUGGUUACCAGCCGACACCACCUCAGCAGCAGGCACAGCUGCAGCAGGGAUAUGCUUCUCGCGGUGGCUACUACCAGGGCGGUGGCGCCUACGGUGGCGCCGGUAUCCAGCAGGGGUACCCCGGUGCUGCGGCUCCGAUAAGCCGCGGCGGCUAUGGGCCGGGCUACGGGCCGGGCUACUACCCAGUUCAGCAGCAGCAGGGCUACUACAACCAGGGCUACAACCAAAACCCCAACUACACGCCGGCAGCGCGCGGUGGCUUCCAGGGCGGCGCGUACGGCGUCCAGCAGCAACCGCAGCAACCACAGCAACCACCACAACAACCACAGCAGCAGCAGCAGCAGCAGCCCUUAAGCCAGCAGUACGGUCGCGGCGGGCGUGGCGGGCCGGGUGGGCUACAGCGUGGCGGUCGCGGCGGUGGUCGUGGUCGUGGUGGGCGUAUGUUCGAGUCGUAUGCCGUCGUCCACCUCGACAGCUACGCGCAACUGGAGGAGGUCGGCCGCAAGGGGGCGACGGAGACGAUCGUCGCACCGGAGGUGCUCUCUGCAAUGCGUUCGCGUGCGCGCGGUAGCACGAUUCGGGUACUCGUCGUAAUCCAGAAGAAGUACGCCGCCGCCUGCCUGUCUAUCCCGCGCGGUCCCGAAGACACUCUUCUGUCGGAAAAGACAGCUGAGACGUUCGUGGGGGUUCCAUGCGUGAUCGUUGGGCAUGCUGAGCGCCUCAUCGACCUGGCCAACGGUGCAGCUAUCCAGGGUGCCGUGUUCAGCACCUUCCGCUCCCUCAUGAUGCUCUUGACGACCUUCGACAAGCCGCAGACAACGCCGGCAGAGGGUGGGCAGCCAGUAAACGUGCAUGAUAAGACCCGCGAUGAACUGCUGGAGGCCAUCACGAAGGACAUCGCGACGUACGAAGCGCUGAUGACCGAGAUGGCGGCCGACUCGGAUGAGUCCACGAGGCUUUUCAGCCAUCUCAUGCGCCUCUCGGAUGCCGAGGUAGAUGGCCCACAGCAAGGCGAGGCCCACGAGGAGGGCGCGGACGCUGACGUAGGUCACAACGAAGGCGAGGAGGGCGAGGAGGGCGAAGAGCAAAAAGCGGCGGUCGCUGAAAAGCCCGCUGAGGGCGCCGCUGCCCCCAAGAAGAUGGUGAAGCGCACGCUCAUGUCAUCGCCGCAGGGUAUCCGCAUCCUGCGCGCUGCUCUCACCGUCAGCAGAAAGCGACAGGUCUUCUUUGAUAAGAUCGUGCCGCCGCCGCCGAACCCGGAAGCCAACCCGCUUAACCGCAUCGAAUGGAGCUCCUCGCUGCGGCUCAUCGACCCGCUGUUGCACUACCCGCUUCUGUCAGACCUAGUCUUCCAGUUUUUCGGCGUUGUCCCGGUCGGUGGGGAGGCUGCGAAGCCGGCGAAGGCGAAGGCACAAGAGGUAAAGGCAUUGUGCGACGCAAUCGCCCGCUACGGUGUACAGCUGACCAGCUCCGCCAGCUGCGGCAACACUAUACUGGCCCUGCUGCAGGCCAUGGAUCCUCAGCACGCCAAGAUCAGCGUGGCUGAGCGGGCCGCGGAGGAGACCAACAGGAAGCCUGGCCUGAAGCGCGGCCGCGAGGCGGAAGAGGGUGACGCAAAUGCCGACGACGGCGCGCAGAAGACAAAGACGGAGGAUUCGCCAGAGGAAGAGAGAGAAGCUGCGUCGGAGUCGCCGGCGGCGAAGCAGGCCCCCAGCAGCCUCGCAGAGUACAAGGCCUCGGCUGCGCCGGUGGACUGGCGUCUAUACUACGCCGUCGCCGAGUCGUGGUGCACCGGCGAGCAGCCCGUGCUGCGCCGCAAGCGCACGCGCUUCACCACGCAGGCGCAGCUGGACGCCGACGCUGCGGCGGCGGAGAAGCCCGCAACGGUCGAGUCUCGCCUGCGCUACGUUGGCCACCACCUGAUCGGUUCCUUUGUUCUACGCUACAUGACCCCUAUCUUCGCCGACGUCGUCCUUUCCGCGCUUAAGAGCCCCGCUAGCCGCAAGAAGAAGGAGCACGAUGCAUUUGUGCAGCAAUGCGAGACGAUCCUGUCCACUAUGGCAGGCGCAUGGUCGACCAACGAUGCCAGCUUCACAGGGGGAAACGUCUACCGAAACCUUCUGACAAGCCUCGCCAGCCGCGCUGUGCCCGGCACCCCCAUCGAGGCGUAUCUGCGCAAGCUGCUUGACGGCAUUGUCAACACCAUCUUCGAGUCGUCGAAGGAGAAGUACCUCUCUCACUGCGUGCAGGAGGCGCUCACGGUGGCUCGACAAACGAAAGAUGGCGGGCGCUUCACGCUGGAGGUAGCACGUGCGUUGAUGGCGAAGGCCGACGAGUCGUUCAUGAACCUCGCCAUCAGUCCCUCCGGCAACUACGUGGUGCGCCACCUGUGCGGACAACUGACGGACUACGCCACGGGCAAGGUGGCUGCCGAGUCGGAAGUGGUGGCGGAAGCCAAGGAGUUGGAGGCGAAGUAUUACACCUUCAUGACAGCCAACCUGGGGAAGCUAACCAGAAUUCAGUACGGCAGGGGUCUCGCCGGUUGGCAAAGCGAGCAGGCCGCCCGCCUCGGUGCCGCAAGCGCCCCGGGUGCGACGAGUGCGCCGUGCUCUCCCAACGCUGAGUAA
Messenger RNA from Leishmania major strain Friedlin, 2946 nucleotides. RefSeq lists its product as hypothetical. The coding region runs from base 1 to 2946 and encodes 981 amino acids. NCBI's taxonomy places the organism in Eukaryota, Euglenozoa, Kinetoplastea, Trypanosomatida, Trypanosomatidae. The transcript has a single exon. The record is from RefSeq and is a predicted model, not a curated record.